AUGACUGUGAUGAUUAUGAUAGUUCAAAAUGGUGUCAAAGUAAAACGUUUUCAAACGGUCAAAAUCAUUUUGUGCUUUCUUUCUUAUUAUUCGUCCGUGAUUUAGCUGCAGUUCAUAUAUCCUAAUAUUUAUAUGUGAUUUGUAAGCCACAUUCAAUUGGAUUGCCUGAAUGAACUAUCUAUUCAGAUGAAUUAUUAUCGUAAGUGUUGGAUAAUCUAGAUACUUCAAAGUAACACGCACCAAAAAUGUCUCACGAUGACAGUGGCUUCAAGGCGCUUCUCAAGCCAAUCCAAGACAUCACCAGGAGCAAUGGUGAUGUUGAUCUAUGUCGGCACCUGGAAGAAUAUCUGUCGCACAUAAAAGAUCUCGUUGAACAGCGGCUUUCGUCCAUGAACUUUGCUGAAGCUGCAUAUUUGCUGCAAAAUUCGGCCAACAUCUAUUCGAAAAAAGUUGAUCUGCUUUGGACGUUCGUCAUACAACUUGUCGAAGCUCUUGGAAAAUCAAAACAAAGUCGAGGUCAAGAAGAAGGAGGGAACGAGGGUGAUGAUGGGGCUGGAAGCGGGGAUGGGGCAGGUCAGCCGCAAGCUAAAAAGAAGCGUGCACAAGCCACUUUAUCAACUGACGAUCUUGACUUCAUUGAAUGUGUCUGCUCAAAACAAUCCCUGGACAUGAAACCGAAGGCGAAUCCAACCGAUCCGGCAAAGAAGAGUAAAAUAGUUUUGAAUGCCACGACCAAAGGAAAGCCAAAGGAAGGCGUAGCCUGCUGGAUUUUCGAUGAAUCAAAUGAGCCAAUUGGAAAGAAAGAGGAAUUCAGAUUACAUUGGAGAAUACUGUCCAGUGGUAUUCUGCAAGAAGAGUUCAUUAACGAGCGCAAAUCUAGCAGAAGAAGAGAAGCGGUCGACGAUGAUGACGAUGCUGAUGGACCCUCGAUGGCGUUCGAUGAGCCCCCCAUGGAUGACGAACCGCUGCCUGCUGCAGAAGAUGCAGGCGUUGCAGAAGCUGAACAGGUCAUGCAGGUCGAUGAUAAUAAUUGCCAACCGGUUGACGAACAAGAAUUCGCCGCAGGACAAAUACUACUAGGUGGUAAAGAAAAAGAAAAGAUUGUUGACAUGGUCGAUGUAAAGAAAAAGGCCUGGGAGCCAUCUUUGUUUGACCAGAAUAUGCCAGAAAAACCUCUGCGAAAGAGGAAAAUACUUAAACUACCUGAAGCUGUUGAUGACAGUAACAAUAAAAAGGAGAAAAGAAAACGAAAGAUGUGUGAAUUGGAUCAGAAUGCCAAUUCUUAUCUGAUCAUUGACUGGAUGAUUGAGCAGUAUGUGAAAAGCUCGAAAAUUGAUGGCGAUCUGCAUGACUAUGAAUUUCUGACGGUUUUCAAAGCUGAGUGCCAACUAAAGAGACAGAUUCAGCUUAGAAGAAGACGGAAUUACAAUGAACUGGUAUUCAAUAGUGCAGCUAGGAGUGCGAGUCCAAAUUUCCGUGGCUUCGAUGAAAUGGACCCCGACAGUGAUGACGAGGGAGGAGGUUUCAACGGAUUCGUUGAAGACCAUUUUGACGAUGAUGUGGGAGACAUUGAUCUUCUUCCCGAUCUAAGACUGGAAGACAAUGACAUCGGGCCCCAAGAAGGAAGCUACGAAAAUGAAGCCGUAAAAACCAUGGAGGCCUACAAAAACCGAGUACUCGAGAAUGAGGCGGAAGAAAUGGCGGCGCUGGCAGAGCGCGUUUCACAGUGGCACCAACUGAUCCGACCGAAGCUGGAGAUCGCCGAGCGACGCAGCGCCUUCCGCAUCCACGACUACGGCACGCUCGUGCUGGACGCCUUCCCCGGCGACGAGGGCACCAUCGCCGAGUUCGGUCACAUUGUUGCCGGAUUUCCUCGCGAGGAGGUCGCCAGAACUUUCUUAUCUACCCUUUGUCUGACGAACACGGCGAACGUGGAACUGACAAAGACAGACAGCAAAGAUAUGGCAAUGGAUUGCAUUCAACUGAAGCUGAUCACCAGAACGAGGCAUCAUGAAGAGAUGCACCGGAUGAUCGAAAACCAGCAGCCCGAGUGAAUUGAUAGCCUUAUUAACCAGUGAUACCCUGAGCCAAAUGCUGCCUGUAUGUUCUCUGUGUGAUACGAAUUUUAUGACAAUGAGUGUUGUCAUUUAGCUCUGUAAAUAUUUAUCUAUGUUGACAACCAUUGAUAGGUUUAACUUUUAUAACGAAUUAAGCUAAAUGUUUCUAUUGAUGACUAGUUUCUAAAACUAGAUUCUAGUUUUUAAAUGUGGUGUUUUAUACAGAUCAACAGAUGUCAAUUUUUUGUACAUAGAAAAUUAUGUCAUAAUAGAUUUAAUAUAGUUCAUGUACUUAAUUUUAAGAAAUCACAAACUGAGAAGUUUCUUGAGCUUUCAAAUCUAAGAUCAACAGUUUUUCCGUACAAAUACCUUAGGUCCAAAGACAUUAAGCAAGGUGUAAACUUUAUAAACUUCUGGAAUGUAUAAUUUUUAAGUUGAGUAGAAAAACAGUUUUGAAUGGUGUUGAUUUUUAAAAGAAAAUUGUUUAUAAAAUCAAGACUCCAACAUUUUUUAGUGACUUCUUCAACUUUAUUAGUUCUUAUAAGAAGAGAAGUUACUUAUUUUUUACAUUUCUCAAAAUACUAUUUUACAAAGUUGUAUUUCUUCAGUAUUAUUUUAGUAUUUGUUUUCUGGUUGACUUGAGAUUGUCAUCCUACAUGGAAAUCAUUGAAAAAUCGUAAUUACAACAUUUUGAAUUAUUGUAAUUUUUUUCAGAACACAGCCUAUUUUCCUAUAAUAAUUUUUAUUUCCAUCCGUCAAGAUCGGAAAUUGUUGGCGAGAGCCGGAAGUAUUUGAUAGAUACUGGAGUAUCUCUAGGAAUAGAAUAAAAUAAGAAAAUUCAUUCCAAUAAUCAGGUACAAAAUAUGAUACGAAUUCAAAUCACCCUCUACUUGUUAGAUCAUUGUAGCUCUAUUUCUUACAAUAAUUGAAGCAAAACUAUUAUUAUUUCCAAUAAUUAGUGAAGGUACAUAUUUUUAUAUAUUGAGAGAUGUCAACUAUGUUGAAUGCUUGUGAAUAUGUUUGUUAUUAUAAGAAUCUAAAUUUACAUACUUAUCAUACGCAAAAGCGUUUACUGUAUUUAUAUGGUCUCUGUUAAUGUAUGGAAGAUUUCGUUUGGAUAUGGGAUGUAAUUAAAUGUAUUAGUUUUCAUUUUCAACGAACAAAUAGGUGUAAGCACUGUCUUAGAUUACCGAUACUAUUAAGUUGAUGUGAAAAUAUAGGAUUAUUUUUACAGUACUAAAAUAGAAGUUUUAUGUAAACUUUUGUGGAUUCUGUGUGUUGAUCAACUGAGUUGAAAAAUCGAUCGAAGAUCUCUGAGUAGCAUGAAUAUUGUAAUCGAUGUGCGUAAAAGAUGUAAUUUGAUAGGGAAAUUUGUGAAUAGAACGUGUCCUGUUUUGAAAUUUGUUUUAUAGAUCUAUUGACAGCUUUUUUCAAACCCUUGGCUUUUAUUAAUCUCAAAUAACAGAA
Messenger RNA from Nilaparvata lugens (brown planthopper), 3524 nucleotides. RefSeq names its product condensin-2 complex subunit H2-like. Gene Ontology annotation, molecular function: chromatin binding. Gene Ontology annotation, cellular component: nucleus; condensin complex. The coding region runs from base 246 to 2054 and encodes 602 amino acids. The transcript is spliced from 15 exons. Gene Ontology annotation, biological process: meiotic chromosome condensation; mitotic sister chromatid separation. Lineage: Eukaryota; Metazoa; Arthropoda; Insecta; Hemiptera; Delphacidae. The record is from RefSeq and is a predicted model, not a curated record.